AGCCAGAGACGGAAGGAAACAGGCUCGGAAUGGCGGAGACUAAAGGGUUUUUUUCUGCUGCAAAAGCCAGAGGAAAUCACAGUAAUAAACUGUGGUUUAAUCGCGUUAUCUCUUGAACGGCGGCGCUUUGUUUAAUUCGAACAGGAUACCCAUAUGUGACGAGGUACUGGUGCGGCGGGAAGGACAGUCCAUGCUAGUUUUGUCUGCAAAUUGGAGCAGAGCUGUAGAGCAAAGCUACCGUUAGUUAGCCGUGCCGUGUUGUUUCGUGUAGAAGCAGAAUGACUUUUGCUAACUAUCAGUGUUGUGUUAGACGCAAACAAACCGCCUGCUCGCCUCCAACUCGCUUUUUGUGCGGGUAAAAUGCAGAUCUGCUACUGCUUGCCUGCUUGCUUCCUCUUCACUCAACUUGGUAGCUGGUAGCAACACACAGGCUUACUUGGUACAAGUUCUUGUUAUUAUUACAACUCCUCCGGUGCGGUAUUUUGUAGCCGAGACCGUCUCGCAAUUCCUUUUCCCAAGCAGAGAAACAAGGUUGAACCAAUGUCAGCGUGCAAAUACGAGUGUUUUUUACAUUUCAUCUCGAGCUACAUAUGGCUGUUAUUUCUGAUGAUGCUCCUGUGUAGAGAUUGCACUUCUUCCAGCUGUUGUUGAUGUUUUUUUUAAUAAUAACUUAUAUUAAAAAUGAACAUAUUAUUCGCGUAGACCCGUACAUCUUAUGUGGUCGUUGCUAUUAAAAUGCGUGAUUAGGCACUGUGCAAUUUACAAGGUCUUCAUCCUCAUCGCGGUCUCUUUGUCAUUGACGUGAAGGAGAGAGGACCUUUAACUUUCAACUCGGCUUUUGCUUUAUUUUUAAUUCCCAUUUGAACUCUAGGGGGCAGCAAGCCCACCACAUAGAUUUUUAUUCGGUUAUUUCUUUCAUUUGCAGUCAGUUUAUUAUCAUACAUGUUUGUUUGUAGGGCAUUACUUGUGUUAAGUGUGCUGUAUAUGGUUAUAACUGGUUGUUCAUGCCUGUAAACAUCCCCGACUGGAAGCUGUGCUACGCGGAAAACGAGCUUUCAGUUGGAUGUUUGCUGUCAUCGUCCAGUUGUGUCGCCUUUUAUUAUUUUAUCACGUGCGUGUGUGUGUGUGUGUGUGUAAUAAAACUGUACUGCGUCUUAAAUGUCACAUAAACGAAUUACACGUUAUUAAGAGAGAACAAUGUGUAUGUGUGUUUGUUUUGUUUGUUUGUGUUAAAGAGCUGACAGGUGUGCCAUCUGGAUCUGUUGAGCUGUGUGUGUGUGUGGUAAACUUUCACCUUCCAGUGUAGUCGCUGUAAACAUCCUACACUCAGCUGUGAGCUGCAGACGAGGCUGGGCGGAGGGUGUUUGCUGUGACUGUCUGGAGCUCCUCACUGGGGGAAAAUACAAAUUAUUUACAUGUAUUUGUUUUGUUAAAUGUUUUACUUCACAAUGAACACUUUUUAUCCAAAUAAACACAUCUAAGCUGUAAUUUGAGUGCAGUUUGUUGUUGUUAUUAUUAGUUUGAUGCUUGUGUUGAGGUGCCUAGUCGCUGUAUUUACUUACAAGCACAGUAGCCUUUAAAUGUUACCUUAUAAUCGCCGUUGACUGUGGAAAUGUCUUGAUUUCAAGAGCACAGCGACUUUAACCUCUAAGCUCAAGUGAACUCCAGACAGCAGGUGGCGCGCUCUUUUUACACAGACGCUUUUCUGCGUGAAGACGAAGAUCCAUCCGCCAUGUUUGUUGUCGCAGAUUCGACAGAAACCUCUGCAAGAAGUAAUUUAAGUAUGAUGAAUGCUUUAAAAUGGCUUGAUAGUUGUAAGAACAAAGGUCUGAAUUAUUUUCAAGGGUUUUUUAUGCAUUACUGAUUUAAAAAGAAUGGAUCCAGCGCAAGCAGAUGGUUCGUCAGUCUUCAUGUGCAAAGGCUGCAACUUGUUUUCUCCCAUUAAAUCACUGCUGCUCUCUCAUGUUGUUGAGACUCACUCCAGUGAAGGAGGAGAUCCUGACACCUUCAUUAUAGCACUUAAACCAUUAACAACUCAGGAGACAGAGAAUUCAGAAGUCGUAGUGAAAAGAAAGCGUGGAAGACCCAAAGGCUCCACUAAGAAAGCCCAACUAGAAAAGGUCCAGAAAAACACGUGUGGUCAGCAGGAGGAAGAGUCCAGUCAAAGCCAGCCGACGACAGCAGCUGAAGAGCAGAAUGAGGAUGACAAUGAUCUGGAGUGCAAGAAGUGCAAUCGCAUGUUCAGCAACCGGCGGCAGAUCUCCAAACACAUUUGUUUUGUAGGACUGAAAGAAGCUGCUGAGGAAGAAGAGUUUAAUGGUCAUAAUGUGGAUGCAGGCAGAAUCAGUGAUAGAGAGGAAGACAGAGAGCGGACACCAAAGAAAGCUCGAGCGAUGCGGACAGAUAAGGUGUCCAGUGCAAAGGACGCAGAAUCAGCAAGCGGCAACAAAAACCCUAUUAUUAGUGUUGUCCUUACCAGUCACGAGGCCAUGCCCGGUGCCUCAAAGAUUGUUCCUAUUGAAGCAGCUCCAGCUGAACCACCGUCCACUCAGACUGACGCCGCUGCAGCUUCUCAGGAGGCAGCGAUGAAAAGAGGAUAUCAGGAAUAUGCCAUUCAGCAGGCUGCUUAUGGAGAGCCUCUCAAAUCAAACAGGUUAGGACAGACACAGCUCAAAAUCUUCACUUGUGAAUACUGCAAUAAAGUCUUCAAGUUCAAACAUUCACUGCAGGCCCACUUAAGAAUCCACACCAACGAGAAACCCUUUAAGUGCAUGCAGUGUGACUACGCCAGUGCUAUAAAGGCCAAUCUUAGUGUUCACAUGCGCAAACACACCGGAGAGAAGUUCAGCUGCGACCUCUGCUCAUUUAACUGCCUUAGUAGAGGACACCUCAAAGUGCACGUAGAGCGAGUGCACAAGAAGAUCAAGCAGCACUGCCGCUUCUGCAAGAAGAAAUACUCGGACGUCAAAAACCUUCUGAAACACAUCCGCGAGUCUCACGACAUGAGCGAUAAGAAAGUGCAGGAAUCCUAUGAAGAAUACAGCCUUCAGACCAGGGAAGGCAAGAGGCAGCUUCUGUACAACUGUGAAAUAUGCGACCGGAAGUUUAAGAACGAGCUGGAGCGUGACCGUCACAUGAUGGUCCACGGCAGCAAGAGACCCUUCGGCUGUGAGUUAUGUGAUCACGGCUCCACCAAAUACCAAGCCUUGCAGGCCCACAUCCGAAAGCAUCCCUUCAUCUAUGUGUGCGCAAUUUGCCAGGAAAAGUUUGUCAGCUCUGUUCGGCUGAGGUCGCAUCUCCGAGAGCUCCAUCAGGAGUUGGAUGAGCCCUCUGCAUUUGCAGACUCUAUCAAGUCCAGCUUUUGCUUGCUGAAGCCAGGUGAUGACAUUCAGAAGGACAUGUUGAGUCAGGAUGAGCUUAAAAUCACAGAAGAACUGUCGCAGCUCAACGCCCAAGAGCUGUUGACCACUGAAAUGAGCUGCAUGGCUCAAGAGGACCUUCAGUCUCAGUGCUCUGAGAGUUUAGUGGUGGAGUCGGACCUUCUCGCAGAGAACUCGCAAGAGAUGGACACAUGUACAGUUGCGCAAACGCAAGAGAUGGCCUGUGAAGAUGCCAAAAAUACGCAAAUAACUCAAGAUGAACCACUUAAAGUGCAGAGCAGCGAGACAGAAGAAGAACAGACUCCUGUUCAGGAAACUGUAGCUGACAAAACAGACUCUGAGCAGCUCCCUGAGGACCAUCAAAACGAGCUAAUUCAACAAGCUAAUGCCGAACUACACAUUUCAGAGCAAGAGGAAAUAUCUGCUUUCAAACAGAUUCUAGAGCAGAUGCAAAAACGACAGCUUAACAUGGAAGUGUUUGAACGGAUUCGGAAAGUGUACGGAGAUCUUGAAUGUGAAUACUGUGGUAAGCUUUUCUGGUACCAAGUGCACUACAAUACACACGUGCGAACGCACACAAGAGAGCACCUCCAUUACUGUUCUCAGUGCAGUUAUUCCUCCAUCACGAAAAACUGCCUGAAGCGGCACGUCAUCCAAAGACAUUCAGACAUCCUGCUGAAGUGUCCCUCUGAAGGGUGCCAGUACUGCACACCUGACAAAUACAAGCUUCAGGCUCAUCUCAAAACCCACUCAGACAUAGUCAAAAAGAGCUUUACAUGCCCAGUGUGUCAAGAAUCUGUUCCUGAGGAUAAAGUUAGAGCUCAUACCAAGACCAAUCAUCCAGAUGUGUCAUUGAACGUCAUCUCGGAGGCAUUGGGGAUACGUGUACAUGUGAAAGGAGUGAUCGGGAAGCGAGCAUCCAAAUGCCCAUAUUGUGACUAUUUCUUCACCAGGAAUGGGGCAGAUCUUCAGCAGCACAUAUGGGCUCAUGAAGGACUGAAGCCGUUUAAAUGCUUACAAUGUGAUUAUGCCUCACGAAGCAAGAGCAAUCUCAAAGCUCACAUGAACAGACACAACACUGAGAAAACACAUCUUUGUGACCUCUGUGGGAAAAAGUUCAAGUCCAAAUGCACUCUGAAAAGCCAUAAGCUUAUGCACACAGCAGACGGAAAACAGUUCAGAUGCACUGAGUGUGACUUCACUGCUGCUCUGAAGCCGCAUCUCCUCCGUCACAUGGAGCAACAUGCCUCUUUUAAACCUUUCCGUUGUGCACACUGCCACUACUCAUGCAACAUCUCAGGCUCACUGAAAAGACACUAUAACAAGAAACAUCCCAACAUGCAAUACAUCAAUGCUGGAACAGGGGCGUCUGCUUCUGAAUCUGUGACAGAGCAAGGUGGAGUGAAAUGUCCUGUAUGCAAUUAUGUUUAUGGCACUAAAUGGGAAAUGAACCGACACCUGAAGAGCAAACAUGGGCUGAAGGUGGUGGAGACUGACAGUCUGGGUCUCAAUCAGUGGGAGGUAGUGGAGUCGGUGGAGGAGCCGGCCAUGCAGUACCUUCAUAUAGCUGAGACUGAAGAUCCACAUGGAACUGAGACAGCUGUAUCAGCUCUGCAGGACCUGCGCUUCAAUACACAAAACGGUGUUGUGUCGACGGCAGCAGGUGACAGGCUAGAUCCAGCAUCAGUCAACAUCCUCCAGCAGAUCAUCGAGCUGGGCUCAGAGAAUCACGAUGCCACUGUGGCCUCUGUGGUGGCAAUGGCUCCUGGCACAGUCACUGUUGUAGAGCAGGUGGAGGAAGAGGAGCCUCAGAGCAAUCAUGCCAUGAUGAUCCAGGAUGCACUGCAGCAGGCCACCGUGGGUCUGGGAGAAGAGCACCAUCUAGUGGUGUCAUCAGAUGACAUGGAGGGCAUCAAAACAGUCACAGUUUACACGCAGGGAGAAGACGCUUCCCAGUUCAUAGUCUACGUUCAGGAAGCAGUUCAGGAGGCUGUGCAGACUGAGGAGACCACGGUAUAAACAUUAUUAAAGCUAUGCAUAGGAGCUAGCUUGCUAGUAAGUUUUUUCCAGUUUUGAGCAAAAUACUGCAGCCGCGAUUGUAGUAUUGACUAUAGGAAAGCAUAUUGCACAGUUGUAAAUAAUCUGAAAGAAUGAGUAGUGUGCUGUGCUUUGUACUUGAAGCAAUAAUGUUUUUUUAUUACCUUUGCAAAAAUCAUGACACAUUCACAGUAGACAAAGCCUCAUGAAGUAGAAGCUAUUUUAGGAAUCAGAAUAUUUCUCUUGCACUAUCAUUGCCUGUAAGCGUAAGUAUGUAUCUGACAGUUACUGUGUGACUCUGACCUUCUCCACGCUUUUUAUAUAAGAGCCCCAUACAGUGUAUGGCUAAUAUAAUAGUAAAUGGAGUUAUUUAA
This is a messenger RNA of Danio aesculapii, 5791 nucleotides long. RefSeq names its product zinc finger protein ZFAT-like. Lineage: Eukaryota; Metazoa; Chordata; Actinopteri; Cypriniformes; Danionidae. The transcript has 16 exons. Bases 1875 to 5399 code for a protein of 1174 amino acids. The record is from RefSeq and is a predicted model, not a curated record.